CUUCGCUAUUGCAAUCGAUAACUUCAGACAACAACAAAGAAAAUAAAAGUUUACGAAAACACAACAAAAUUCGACAUUUUGGAAGUUUCCCUCGCCUCAAGAAAUGGCCCAUAACUACCUGCAGCCAGUGCACGAUCACUUCGAUGACGUGGACAGAUUCGAGGACGUGGACGACGACCUAUUCCUGCAGAACAAACGGACGGGAGCAGCCAAGGUGCCGCAGCAGAGGAGCACCAAUCCUUUCGAGAUGGAUGACGAUGACGAGGAGGAGAUAACCUCGUCGCCAUCGGUGGCCGCGCAGCGACUGGCGUAUGCUGAGAAACGAAGGGCGAUUGAGCAGCGAACUCUGGACUCCACCAACAAGAGCUUGGGUCUGCUCUACGAAACCCAGGAGGUGGGCAAGGCGACGGCCGUGGAGCUGGCUAAGCAGCGGGAGCAACUGGAGAAGACAUCACAUCAGCUGGACGAGAUCAGCUCCACGCUGCGCUUCAGCCAGCGACAUCUGACUGGCCUGAAGAGUGUCUUCGGCGGCCUCAAGAACUACCUCUCGGGCAACAGGGACCAACCACCCACAGCGACUGGUUCGCCCACGGGCAGUCAGUCCUCCCAGGAGGCCAAUAGCAACAUUAACCUGGGUGCCUGUGGCGGUGCUAGCCCCUCGGCUCCGCUUUCACCAGCGGAGCGUUACGACAAUCAUCCGGUUAGCCAGCUGCGUGGUGAUCCCAGCAGCACCUACCAACCCCAGCGGCAGGCGGCCAAUCCCUUCCAGGCCCAGAUCGAUUCCAAUCUGGAGGAGAUGUGCAGCAACCUGUCGGUGCUGAAGAUGCUGGCCACCGAUCUGGGUGGCGAAAUUGAGUCGCAAAACGAAUUGCUGGAUAACAUGAACUACAAAAUCGAGGAUGUCGACUUGAAGAUCCACAAGCAGAACAAGGACAUGAGCAAGCUGCUGAAGAAGUGAACGGCGAGCAUUCGCUUACUAUUGUAUUGAUCAUUGCUUAGAAUAGCCCUCCCUUAAUAUACAAAUCAUAGCCAUACCAUAUCGCACGGUGAGCACUACUCAAGGCCAUUAAGAAUGCAUUCCUCAUUAUGUUUCCUAGUUUUUUAUUGUUACACACACCAAAACAAUUCUCUCAAUGGAGUGCUCGUAGUUGGAGAGCGAUAAGUGUUCAGUUUUAAAUAAAAAUUCAUAUAUAUAAGCA
Molecule: messenger RNA, 1199 nt
Organism: Drosophila mauritiana
Lineage: Eukaryota; Metazoa; Arthropoda; Insecta; Diptera; Drosophilidae
Gene: Snap29
Product: synaptosomal-associated protein 29
Exons: 2
Coding region: 104-958 (284 amino acids)
Biological process (GO): exocytosis; synaptic vesicle priming; synaptic vesicle fusion to presynaptic active zone membrane
Cellular component (GO): plasma membrane; SNARE complex
Molecular function (GO): SNAP receptor activity; syntaxin binding
Source: RefSeq, a predicted model, not a curated record